AUGAGCCUGGACUCCUUGUUUCAGCAAAUCCUCCUGACAGAACAAAAGGCAGGGGAGAAACGGCGCCUCUUGCAACAAGUUAAACAAAAAAUUACACAAGGACAUGAAAAAGCUAAAAUAUUAAGGGAACAACUGGAUGAAGCCAAAAUAAAACUUGAAGAAGAGGUUCAGCUGCUUUCAAAAAAGUUUUUUAACUUGGAACUUUUGAAGAAAAAGGAAGAGAGUCUGGAGAAACAGAAAAAUGAACUUCUGUGUCAGAAAAGUAUUCUGCUUGAAACUUUUAUGGAUAUCAAGAGAAAAAAUGCCACAGAGGAUGAGAAAUUUCUGAAGGAACUUGCAGACUUCAACAACGAAUAUGCGUUAACAUCCGAUAGGGAGCUCUUAAUUAAAAAAAGAGCUAAGGCUGAAAUAUGUGAAUUGGAGGAAAAAGAAAAUGUUUUGAGAAAUGAAAUAGAGUCAACGGAGCACAAAAAUGCUCAAUUAAAAAUGUUUCAGCUACAAAAGGAUGAAUUGAAGGAAGAUUUAUUUACCCUGCAGGAGAAACUCAGAGAUUUGGAAAGUAAAAUAAGAGAAGCUAAACACAUCACAAAGUGUUUAGAAAUGGAAAAAAACAAAAUUUCUGAAAAACCUCAGACUGAUCCAGAAUGUGUAAGGCUUAAAAAGGAAUUGGAAAGUUACAAAGAAAAUGAAAUGGAAAAUGCCUGUGCGGCUCUUCAAACGGAAAUUGAAUUUCUGCAGAUGAAAUUGUUACCAAAAAAAUCCUACUCCAAAUAA
Messenger RNA from Anolis sagrei ordinatus, 774 nucleotides. RefSeq names its product coiled-coil domain containing 172 (gene CCDC172). Lineage: Eukaryota; Metazoa; Chordata; Lepidosauria; Squamata; Anolidae. The record is from RefSeq and is a predicted model, not a curated record. Gene Ontology annotation, cellular component: cytoplasm.